UCCUUCCAGCUGAUAAAUACCAGGUCCCAGCACAGCCAGGGAGAGACCAGGGAGAGACCAGAGACGGAGGGAGGAUGAGGUCUGUGAUGAUCCCACUAGCCGGGCUCCUGCUCCUGUUCCUGGCCCCUGGGGGGCUGUGCCAGGGCUGUGCUGUGAGUGAAAAGGAGCGCCCCCUGGUGAGGGAUCUGCAAAGGAAGAUGAUCUAUUCAGUGGAUCCUAAAGUCCCCCCGAACCCCAGCAUCCUGAUCGCCCUGCGGCUGGCCCAGGACCACAACAAGCGCAUUGAGCAGGACAUGCUGAAGAAGCUGAGCCAGGAUGCGGUGCAGCGAGCUGCAAAGUCCUUCUCCUCGGGCCAGGUGGCCCUCCAUAUCCUGGCUCAACGGGCCUCCUGCUCCAACCCCCGGCAGAUCUCCGCAAAUAACUCCACCAUCAACCUGGUGCAGCUCCUGGAGCAGAAGUUCAAGGAUGAGUUGCAGAACAUAGUGAUCCAUGGCAACCCUUUGACCAACUUCUACCAGCUCAGCUUGGAUGUGCUGGCCCUAUGCCAGCUGAAAGGCCGCCUCUCGCCAGCCAGAGCCAGCAUCCUCCUCAGCCCGGACCAAAAGAAGUAUUACCUCAGCGGCCAGUUCUCCGUGGACACGGCAGCAGUGGCGAUCCUAGCUCAGAUCUGCCUGCAGACCACAGGGCGGCCCCUCCCCCCAAAGGUGACUAAGAAGCUCAGAGAGAACGUGCAGUGGUUAGUGAACAAAAUGCUGGCUGAGAAGAAAAAUGAUGGAGUGAUCGGGAACAUCUACAGCACGGGCUGGGCCAUGCAGGCCUUGUCCGUCUCCUCCAGGUACCUCAAACCCGGGGCCUGGAGCUGCCCCCAGACUCUGCGCAGGGUCCUGGAGGAGCUUCCCAAAGACACAUUCAAUAACCCCAUGGCCGCUUCCCAGAUCCUGCCUUCCCUGGAGAACAAGACCUACCUGGAUGUGCGUCGGCUCACUUGCUCCAAGGACCCCGAUAACCUCCCCUUGUCCACUCCCCAGCCUACCACACCAACCAGCCAACCACCUACCAUCCGUGUCACGUACACGGUAUUCAGUGACAUGAACAUCAUAAUCAACAACUCCAUUAAUGUCACUGUGCCCCAGGGCUCCGUCUUCUUCAAGGUGAUGGAGGUCGCCCAGGCGACAGACCCCAGCAAAUUCAGCUUCACGUACACGGUGACCUCCUGGGGCCCGUACAUCACCUCCGUGCAGGGCCUGCAGGCUGAUAACAACCAGCGCACCUACUGGCAGCUCCUGAGCAACGGCACCUCGCUGAACCAAGGUGCUGGGGACUACGUCGUCUCCCAAGGCGAGAGACUGGAGGUCAGAUUCUCCACAUACUGAGCCCCUGCGCACUGGCCGGCCUGGGGACAACGGGUGCUCCUAGCCUGGCCUCUCCACUGUCUCAAGAUUUCACGCAUCAGCAGCCCCAGACACUCCCCCACCAGUGCAGGAGGCAGGACAGGCUCUGGGCACAACUGUGUCUUGUAGUCCCAUCUCUGUGGCUGCUUCCCACGCUCUGCUUGUGUCUGGGACGUGCUCCUGAAAUAAACUCUCUGCAACAGCCGGCCGCACCGCGAGGGUUAU
Molecule: messenger RNA, 1616 nt
Organism: Pelodiscus sinensis (Chinese soft-shelled turtle)
Lineage: Eukaryota; Metazoa; Chordata; Testudines; Trionychidae
Product: transcobalamin-1
Biological process (GO): cobalamin transport
Molecular function (GO): cobalamin binding
Source: RefSeq, a predicted model, not a curated record